Messenger RNA from Oreochromis aureus, 618 nucleotides. Its product is annotated as leukocyte elastase inhibitor-like. Gene Ontology annotation, biological process: negative regulation of endopeptidase activity. Gene Ontology annotation, molecular function: serine-type endopeptidase inhibitor activity. The coding region runs from base 211 to 618 and encodes 135 amino acids. The transcript has 3 exons. The record is from RefSeq and is a predicted model, not a curated record. NCBI's taxonomy places the organism in Eukaryota, Metazoa, Chordata, Actinopteri, Cichliformes, Cichlidae.
GUUUAUAACUCACUGACUUCUCUGGGAGCUUUGUGACUAAAUCUGCAUACACACCAUGAAGGAUAUCAUUUUAAACAAAAACCCUGAAUAACAGCUGCCGUGGUUUUUGUUGUUUUGUAGUUUUUAGGUAAAGUGAACCUCAGUUAGAUUUAAUUAAUCUUGCUUGGUGCAUUGAAGAACUCUCUGCACCCCUUCUUUGUACCAGAAACAAUGGCAUCAGCAACAUCUCUGCCCAAGGACAACAGUGCUUUCUCUCUGGCUUUGCUCAAACAGCUGAGCAACAACAACAAGACGGGAAACAUCUUUUUCUCCCCGUUCAGCAUCUCUUCAGCCCUGGCUAUGGUGAUGCUGGGGGCCAGAGGCAACACAGCCACACAGAUGUCAGAGUGCUUGCAAACCGAGGAUUGUUGGGGUGAUGUUCACAGCAGCUUUCCCAAACUUCUCACUGAACUCAACAGGACAGAUGCUCCAUUUACCUUCAGUGUUGCUAACAGACUGUACAGAGAGAAGUCCUGCCCCUUUACUCAGAAAUUCUUAAUACAAAGCAAGAAACAUUACAGCACAGAGCUGGAGUCUGUGGACUUCAAGACCAGGGGCCCGUUCUUCGUACCUCGCUAA